GCGCGGGCUGGUGCUUUCCGGCCGCGGCGGCAGUGGCAUUGCUGAGGCGCGCCUGGUGGCGGUCGGGCGGUCGGGCGUGUGUGUAGGCCUCGGCGAUGCUGCUGACGGUGUUCUGCCUCCGGAGGGACCGCUCCGAGCUCACCUUCUCGCUCCAGGUGGACGCCGACUUCGAGCUGCAGAACUUCCGCGCCCUCUGCGAGCUCGAGUCCGGCAUCCCCGCCUCACAGAGCCAGAUCGUGUAUGCGGAACGUCCCCUGACGGACAACCACCGUUCGCUGGCCUCCUAUGGCUUGAAGGACGGGGACGUGGUGAUCCUGCAGCAGGUGGAGAAUGCGGAGGCGCGCCCGCCGGUGCCGUUCCCUGGCCUGCCCAGGAUAGACUUCAGCAGCAUCGCCGUGCCGGGGAGCUCCUCUGCGCCGCCGCCUGCGCCUCCGCCUGCCCCUCCGCCGGCCUCCGCCUCGCAGCCGCCUCCCCCGGACCUGCCGUCCUCUCCGCAGGGGCUGGACAACCCGGCGCUCCUGCGGGACAUGCUGCUGGCCAACCCCCACGAGCUCUCCCUGCUGAAGGAGCGCAACCCGCCCUUGGCCGAGGCCCUGCUCAGCGGAGACCUGGAGAAAUUUACGCGGGUGCUGGUCGAGCAGCAGCAGGACCGGGCGCGGCGGGAGCAGGAGAGGAUCCGCCUCUUCUCCGCCGACCCCUUUGACCUGGAAGCGCAAGCCAAGAUCGAGGAGGACAUCAGGCAGCAGAACAUCGAGGAGAACAUGACCAUCGCCAUGGAGGAGGCCCCGGAGAGCUUUGGCCAAGUGGUGAUGCUGUACAUCAACUGCAAGGUCAACGGCCACCCCGUCAAGGCCUUCGUGGACUCAGGGGCGCAGAUGACCAUCAUGAGCCAAGCCUGUGCGGAGCGGUGCAACAUCAUGCGGCUGGUGGACCGGCGGUGGGCCGGCAUCGCCAAAGGGGUGGGCACCCAGAAGAUCAUUGGCCGGGUGCACCUGGCUCAGGUGCAGAUCGAAGGGGACUUCCUGCCCUGUUCCUUCUCCAUCCUGGAGGAGCAGCCCAUGGACAUGCUGCUGGGGCUCGACAUGCUCAAGAGGCACCAGUGCUCCAUAGACCUGAAGAAAAACGUCCUGGUGAUCGGCACCACGGGCUCGCAGACCACCUUCCUCCCGGAGGGGGAGCUCCCGGAGUGUGCCCGCCUGGCUUACGGGGCCGGCCGGGAGGAGGUGCGGCCGGAGGAGAUCGCGGACCAUGAGCUGGCGGAGGCCCUGCAGAAGUCCGUGGAGGAAGCAGAGAAUAGUGACCAAGGAACUACCUCACUAGAAAUGCCACCGACGUCCGACGGAUUCAAACGUCCAGAGCUUGGUCCAAAAGCCAACAGCCCUCGAAGCCGAAUACUUGACCGUUCCGCCUCUGCUCCGGCCUCCGUUUUCUCUCGCGGGAGCGGCCGGGCUCCUGAGGAUUCCCUUCCCGAAUGUCCAGAAACUCUCGCAAGCGAGGAGCUCUUUCCGCCUCCGCCGCCGCUGUUGUUUCCUGACGCCGUUGCUUCUGCCGAUGCUGCUCUGGAUGGGAAAGACGGAGCAGAACCCGAGCCUAUUCCUUCCCAAACCACGUCCGGACCGCCGGCUCCUUCCUCCGGUCAGCAAGAGGACACUCUUCGUCCUCCCGUCAAAGGAGGAGGAAGGAGCUUGUCCAACCCACGAGCGAAAGACAUGGAUCCGGUGCACGAGCUUCACUCAUGCACCGAAGUGUUUCCAGAUGCCGCCCCACUGCUUUUUAAGGAAGAGUCACAAAAGAUCCUUCUUUCUGCGGGAAGGGGGGACACGGAAGGAGAGGCGGGAAUUUCCUUUCCGGAGGGACGGAACCGGGCAGGCGACGACUCCAUGGAGGUCGACCACCCCAAAGCCGCCUCGUCGGGCGAUGCGAACCUCCCAAUGGAGGUGGAGCUGCCCAAGCCAGGCUCUCCUCCUCCUCCUCCUCAGAACGACCCUGCGCCCGAGGAUCCGUGCGUGUCUCUUUCCCACGCCUUAAAGGAGCUCCACCAGCUCUUGGUGGUCAGCUCCAAGCAUGAAGCCGUUGCGGAGGAACAUCGAAGCAUCUCUUUUCCUGGACACGUUAAGUCCUUUGUGGAUGAGGCAAGAGAGGCGCAGUGGAUGGGCGAGAGCCGUGAGAAGGAAGCUGUAGCUGAGUCCUUUGAAUAUGAAAUAGAGAGCGUGGAAGUGACGAAAGUACAGCAGUUGGAUGAGGGCCAUGAGAAGGAACCUGUAGCUGAGUCCUUUGCAUACAAAAUAGAGAGCGUUGAGGUGAAAGAGGUGCAGCGGUUGGGUGAGAACAGUGAAACGGAAGCUUUACUCGAGUCUUUUGCGGGCGCCGUGGAGAGCCUUGGGGCGAGGGAAGUGCAGCGGAUGGACGAGAGCCGUGAGAAGGAAACUGCAGUCGAAUCCUUUGUAUACGAAAUAGAAAGUGUUGAGAUGAGGAAAGUGCAGCAGUUGGACGAGGGCCAUGAGAAGGAAGCUCCACUCGAAUCCUUGGCGUAUGAAAUGGAGAGCGUUGAGGUGGAAGAGGUGCAGCAAUUGGACGAGAGCCAUGAGAAGGAAGUUGUAGUCGAGUCCUUUGCAUACGAAAUGGAGAGCGUUGAGGUGAGGAAAGUGCAGCCGUUGGACGAGGGCCGUGAGAAAGAAGCUCCACUCGAAUCCUUGGCGUACGAAAUGGAGAGCGUUGAGGUGGAAGAGGCGCACAGGUCGGCUGAGAAGGAAGCUCUCAUUGCCCGAGAAUCGUCAACAACUUUGGAGCAGCUUUGCGGGGCUGAAAGGUGUGCAUCGCCACCCCGUCUUUUAGCUCCUGAAGCUCCGGAGGCUCAGAAGGCACCUCAAAGUCUCCCUGGCUCUUUCCCGGGCGGAACGGGACCCCACUUGCCCUCCGGCGACAACUUCCAGAGCUCUCCUGAUGCGGCGCCGUUGCCUCCCCCGUCGCCUCCCGUUCCCGGCGUUGACCAGAUCGUCAGGGCCGGCUUCACGGCCCAAGAAGCCGGCGAGGCCUUGGCGCAGGCGGACGGGAACGCGGACCUGGCCCUCCUCCUCCUCCUGGCCAAGAACAUUGUGGUCCCCACGUAGCCUCCGCCCCAUCCCGUCCCCCGUCUUGUCCCGAACUCCGUGCAUCGAGGCUCCGCGCUUAAGACGGACGAGCCAUUCGCCGGAAACGGGUCGUUCAUUUUUCCACCCGCCUGAUUUCCCUUUGGAAGAAAAAUCGCCGGUAUUGUAUCAACUCCGUCGCUUUUUAAUUAUUAACAAUUAUUAUGAUUAUGGCGAGGAAUAGAGAGUUUUUUUAUUUAAAAUACUUGGCUUUUAGCACGGAAUGUGAGGCGGGGAAUGGAAAAAGCAAGCUCUCUCUUGUCGGGGAGAUGACGCACAGCAGAUCGCAGCAAAUAAGUCGAGGAAGCAGAGUUCUAUCGUUCUAGGAAGGAAGCAAUAACCCGGGAUUUGCUGUGUAAUAAUAGUCUAGAAGCACCACCCUGGUUUUCUGGAGUCCCUCCGAGGAAAUUUGUGGCCUCGACAAGGAUCGCUGCUCAAAUGGGAAUUUCUGUCGGGAAACCGACGCAACACGGCAUGGUCCGCCUGCUUUCUCGCCGUUUCUGCGUUUAGAGCCGACUGUCAAACUGCACAACUCACAGCCUGGUCUUGGACGGAUCUUGAAAUCACCCCAUUUUGGGAGCCUUUCCUUUCCUGCAAAUGUUUGGAAUAUCCUGGGAAUGUCGCUUUGUCUCGGGGCCGGUGGUGCUGAAGAUCUCCCACUGACUCUUCUGGCAUGACUUGUUCCGCGAGGCUCUCAAACAGGCGAAAGCCGACUCGUCAGCCCGAGCCUCUGCCUCGACCCUCCGGCGGCCUCUUGGCCUCAUCCUGACCCGACGACCGACUCGGCUGCGAAGCGGAUUUCCCGGAGACGCGCAGAGUUGACGCAGGGACGCAAACCCUGUACGAACCCGGUCGGGUUCCUCAGAGGUCAUUCCGGGAUCCCGUUAAGUUCCUCCAGCUCUGUGGCCGGCUCUGCUCAGAGGGAAAGGCUUUGCGAAACAACGAACCCGAGAUCCUCGCCCGUCGUUUGAAACCCAAGCCAAGUCUUUCGGCGUCGGAUCGCGGUCGAAGGACCGCGAUCCGACGCCGAAAGACUUGGCUUGGGUUUCAAGCGACGGGCGAGGAUCUCGGGUUCGUUGUUUCGCAAAGCCUUUCCCUCGGAACAGAGCUCAACCUCCCUCCCGCCCUUCCUUUCUUCCCCGAAUCGUAAUCAUUGAAGGGAGUCACAGCCUCUCAGGAAUCUCCCCGUCGUUUUGCUUCGAUGACGCCCUUCUCGGCUCGGACCCGUCCGGGACCCUUCCUCCCCCCUCGUUCUUGCUCCUUGCAGCCCAUGUUUGACCCUUGGGGUUGUUGCUUCUCGAUAGGGAAAACAACAACAAAGAUGUGUAAACAUUUUGGAAAAAAAAUAAAAUACCCAUUUCGCAGA
Molecule: messenger RNA, 4494 nt
Organism: Anolis carolinensis (green anole)
Lineage: Eukaryota; Metazoa; Chordata; Lepidosauria; Squamata; Anolidae
Gene: ddi2
Product: DNA damage inducible 1 homolog 2
Exons: 9
Coding region: 96-3110 (1004 amino acids)
Biological process (GO): proteolysis
Molecular function (GO): protein binding; aspartic-type endopeptidase activity
Source: RefSeq, a predicted model, not a curated record